UGUGGCUCUGGGAAGAGAGAGACAUAUAUUCUCUUCUAACACUGCCUCUGGAGCACAAUAUCAAAUAAAAUAUUUCUAGAGACUCAGAAAAGGUUCAAACUGCUGUCCAGCAGAAAUUCUAUCGCCUGCUCCAUCCACCCUUCUCCAGUCCUGAUCUCUGCUGCAGCUGGUCCCCAGCAUAAGUGGUGCCUGAACAGGAGACCUGAAAUACUCAAUAAAAAAUAUGCAUUAUUGAAAACAUGUUGUGCUCAACAUUGGAUAUGAUAAAGGACAUGACAUUAUUCCCAUUAUUGUUGUUCCUGGUUGCUGUAUUGCCCACAUCCCUUCCUCAAGAUGACUAUGAGAAUAAAAAUUUUGAGGAUUUGACAACCACUAAAUUGUCAGUCCAAGAAGAGAUUGUAAACAAGCACAACCAACUGAGAAGAAUGGUUUCUCCACCUGGUAGUGACUUACUAAAGAUGCAAUGGAGCAAUGAUGCCAGAGUGAAUGCACAGAGAUGGGCAAGCCAGUGCACUUAUGAACACAGUGCUCUAGAAGCCAGGACCACCAACUUAAUAUGUGGUGAGAAUAUCUUCAUGUCAAGUUACCCAGCAUCAUGGUCUCGUGCAAUCCAAACCUGGUAUGAUGAAGCCAAAGAUUUCAAGUUUGGUUCAGGCCCAAAAUCACCUAAUGCAAUAAUUGGACAUUAUACUCAGAUUGUUUGGAAUACAUCUUACCAAGUUGCCUGUGGAGUUGCUAAGUGCUAUGGGGAAUUACUGAAAUUCUUAUAUGUUUGUCACUAUUGUCCUCCUGGUAAUUUUGUAAGAAGGCAAUACAUACCUUACACAAUAGGACAACCGUGUGCCCUUUGUUCUGAUCACUGUGAUGAUGGACUAUGCACAAAUAUGAAUACUUGAAUAUUCAGUAAAUGUGAAUAUGAAGAUAAGUAUUCUAACUGUGCAGAAUUGAAGGCUUCACUAACCUGUGAAUAUCCAAUGGUUAAACACGAGUGCAAAGCUACAUUCAACUGUGAAGGCAAAAUUCAUUAAAUUUCUAGUACAAAUGAACAGGGCUAUGUGAAGAAAGAGCACCUCCUCUACUUAGGCUAGUUACAUUCCACUAGAAAAUUUGAGGUAUAGAUACAUUGAAAUGAUUCCAAACAGUAAACAUUCCUUUCUUCUGUAUCAUUCUAUUUAGUAGAAAUAUUUUACAUCCAAAGAUUUUGAAAUAACAUAAUCAAUAAUACCUUUGGACCUUAACCUCUGAAUUCUGUGACACAUUUAUUGAGUUGAGUCAAGCCCAAGGUUAUACUGUUUGACUGUAUGACUAAGGUCACUGAAAAAUCCAUCCAGAAAAUAAGAAUCAGGCUCCAAGAGCACAAUGGAGUAAAGGAACAGCAUAUACUUCCACUGUAACUGUCAGUCAUCUUUCCUAGCUCUACCUAGCUAACUAUAUCUGAAAACAAAUCCCCAUUAGCUUUCUUUGAUUUCUUCCCAACAUUUGCUCUUCUUCACAUGCGCCGGAAUUAGUGGUUCAAAUUCUAAACUUCAAUUUACAUUUUAGUUUUUGGGUUUUUCAAGCACCUUAUAAAAAUUUAACUUAAUGAAUAGAAAUUGCAUGUCCAAGUGAUUGCACUGACCUUGAUUGUUCUAAAAAAUUUAAAUAAAUCUUACUAUUUGCAUAUUAA
Messenger RNA from Peromyscus eremicus (cactus mouse), 1666 nucleotides. Its product is annotated as cysteine-rich secretory protein 1-like. Bases 240 to 896 code for a protein of 218 amino acids. Lineage: Eukaryota; Metazoa; Chordata; Mammalia; Rodentia; Cricetidae. The transcript has 9 exons. The record is from RefSeq and is a predicted model, not a curated record. Gene Ontology annotation, cellular component: extracellular region.